CUUAGUCCUUUUCCUUCAAUCUCCAGCCAGUCAUGCCCAUAGUGUUCCUUCUUCUCUGUCUUGUCUUCUUAACCGAUCUAAUCCCGUUAAGCUCCGGUCAUCCUCACUCGUGCCGAUCAUAUUGUGGAAACAUAACCAUAGACUACCCAUUUGCACUCCGAUACGGAUGCGGCCACCCUGGCUUUCGCGACCUUCUCUUCUGCAUCAAUGACGUCCUCAUGUUUCACGUAAGCUCCGGAUCAUACAGAGUCCUGGAGAUAGACUAUGCUUAUCGGGCCCUCACUCUCCACGAGCCUCACAUGUCAACAUGCGACAAAAUCGUCCUCGGAGGACGUGGCAACGGCUUCUCGGUGGAGCCGUGGAGGCAGCCCUACAUGAAUCCGACAGCCGACAACGUGUUCAUGCUCAUAGGAUGCUCGGCGGACUCUCCUUUGUUCCAAGGUUUCCCAGGGAAGCACAUGCCUUGUCGAAACGUUUCGGGGAUGAGCUGUGAAGAGUAUUAUGGGUGCCCAGCUUGGGACAUGUUGGGCCACAAGAGGGUGGGCCCAGAAUCGUCGUUCUUCGCCUCAGGCCCACCCGAAUGUUGCGCAGUGCCGUUUGAGAUGAUUAAGGCCAUAAAUCUGAGCAGGCUUGGGUGUGAAGGGUAUAGCAGUGCCUACAAUCUGGCUCCAUUACGGGUUGACGGGCCUAAAGGGUGGUCUUACGGGAUCCGUUUGAGGUAUUCGGUGCAAGGAAAUGAUGGGUUUUGUGCCGCGUGCGAGGCGACGGGCGGCACGUGCGGGUUUGGCUCGGACGGCAUCCGGCAAAUCUGCAUGUGUGGGGAUUCCAAUUCGACGUCCAACUGUGAUUCAGUCAGCUUAUAUUCAUCGGACACAGCAAAGCCUAUGAUGAUGAAGAUGCUUGGAGAACCAUUUGCGUGUAUGCUGCUAUGGAUGACAGUGAUCUGGAUCUGGAUUUGAAUAUUGGCCACUGCCUGAGAGUAUUUAACAAAAGUGGAAUCAAACCACACUUUGUAAAUAAAUGCUUGAGUGAAACACAGAAACAGAGAAUAGGAGUUUUUUGGGGGAGGGGGUGAGAGAGAGUUACACUUUGUUUUUGCAUUAGUUCUCUUCAUUAUUGCCUGACUUGCCAUUCUAUCUAUUGCCUUUUCAUUAG
Messenger RNA from Neltuma alba, 1155 nucleotides. RefSeq lists its product as uncharacterized. The record is from RefSeq and is a predicted model, not a curated record. Bases 33 to 959 code for a protein of 308 amino acids. The transcript is spliced from 3 exons. Gene Ontology annotation, molecular function: polysaccharide binding. Lineage: Eukaryota; Viridiplantae; Streptophyta; Magnoliopsida; Fabales; Fabaceae.